GUUCCAUACCCAUUUUCUUGCGGCGCACUCACGUAGCAGAAAUAUGUGGGUGCACGAAGAAUUGCGUCUGGGUACAGAGUACGAGCUAAUGCGAAGAUUAUCGAUCACGUGUCCAUCUCGUGUUUGACUGACAACCUGACUGACAACUGUGAACUGCGCACUGUGUCGCUGCGUGGAACCGCGAGUUUGUAUUUCCCGUAUAUACGUUGCCACGUGCAGUGUUCGUGUCCUAGCGUGGGGUCGAUCGCAAACCGCUCAUUGUACUGUAAAGUCUGACAUGGCUUCCCGUAGUCGUCCUUCCAACCCUCAGUCUCAGACUCUCACGAAGUAUUUUGGCUCUGUGUCAAAGCGGCCUCGCUUGGAUGAGGAGGACAGACGACCGGACUCUACAAAGGUACCGGAUGAUGGAGGUGACGAUCUGCAUGGAGACAACAGUAGCUUACCAUCACUGGAAAGACCAGACGAUGCCACUUUUAUCCAUCCAGCUGUGUCUUCCGGAGAUUUUGCUAGAAUUGUACAGUUGAAGGAAGAACGAACUCUGACAGAUCAGGAAAAGUACCAUCUACUUACUAACCAUUUCCGGCCCAGCGCUACCUACCGCUUUCCAUCUGUUCUUUAUGGGAAGAAGAAGCGUGCAUUUCAACAUGACUGGCUUCACCAAUAUAACGGUCUUGUGUAUUCUGAGACAAUGCAGGGAAGCUACUGCAAAUACUGUGUCCUGUUUGGUCAAGCUGCGUACUCUGUGUACAGUUUUACCGGUACUCUGAUUAGUAAACCACUCACUAAUCUCCAGAAGGCCAGUGAGAAGCUGCGUAACCAUUUCAUUGGUGUCGGAGGGAGUUCAGCAAGGAAGUACCACUUACAAGCUGUUGAAAAGGCAGAGAAUUUUAAGGCUGUGAUGGAAAAGAAACAGUUGCCAGUUGACCAGCAACUUUCCAGCCUUCGAGCUCAGCGUAUUGCCAAAAACAGAGAAAUCCUAAGAUCUGUAGCAGAAACUGUUAUACUUUGUGGCAGGCAAGGGCUUGCUUUGAGAGGCCAUCGCGAUGAUUGGAAGUGGUUAGAGAAAACGCCAUACGCUAAUCACGGAAAUUUCAUGGCCUUACUUCAGUUUCGGAUUCAGAGUGGAGACAAAGUUUUAGCUGAUCACCUUCAAUCUGGUGGUUACCAAGGAAACGCUCUGUACACAAGCAAAACCAUUCAAAAUGAGUUGAUUGACGUAUGUGAUCAUAUAAUCCGCACCCGCAUUUUAAACGAAGUCCGAGAUGCCCCUUUUUUCUCAAUCAUGGCAGACGAAGCAACAGAUGCUGCCAAUAAGGAGCAGCUGGCUAUCAGUGUCCGGUAUGUGAAGGAGGCUACACGAAGUAUCGAAGAGCGAUUCUUAGGUUUUAGUGAGUGUGUUACUGGCGUAACUGGAGAAGCCAUAGCAGAUCGCAUUCUUCAGCAUCUAGUCGACUGGCAGCUUCCAGCCGAUAAUCUCAUCGGUCAGACGUACGAUGGUGCCGGAGCCAUGGCUGGAAGAAAGAAAGGAGCAGCAGCACGCAUAACACAGCUCUACCCAAAGGCUCUUUAUACGCAUUGCAAUGCGCAUGUUCUCAACCUUUGUGUGGUAAAAUGUUGUCGCAUUCGUGAAAUCCAGAAUGCCAUGGACACCGCUGACAGGAUUUGCCGUUUCUUUGCCAACUCGCCAAAGAGACAGCUUGCUUUAGAAAAGUCGAUAGGAGCGGUUUUGGAUGGUGAGCAUCGCAAAAGAAUAAAGUCACUUUGCAAAACUAGAUGGGUGGAAGAGAUCAAAGAUUCGGUGGAGUGGAACAGAGAAACCAGAGCUGAUGCACAGUCAUUCUUUCUGGCUUUAACAAGAUUUCCGUUCAUCUUCACUUUAAUACUGACAAAGGAUGUUUUAGCGUACACUAAAGCCCUGAGUGUCAAGUUGCAGGGCCGUUAUGUUGACAUAGUGAAGGCAUACCAGGAAAUAAGGUUUGUCACUUCCACAAUUCACAGUGCCAGGGUGAAUGUCACUACAAUCCAUUCACGAGUCUAUCAAAAGGCUUUGGAAGUAGCCGGUAAGGUUAAUGUAGAAGAGAGCUUGCCAAGAACGACUGGACGUCAACAGCACCGCGGCAAUGUGCCUGCAUCUUCUGCAUCCGAUUACUACCGGAAACAGCUGACCAUCCCUAUGCUGGACCAUCUCAUCAAUGAAAUGGGUUACCGGUUUAGCGAAAGUUCUUCAGCUGUUGUUUCUCAAAUCACGCGUCUUUUGCCACCAUCCUUGGCAGUGAGUGACAACAUCUUGUCUUCAGCAGAUAUUCCCGACUUGGUCAAGAUGUAUGGCGAUGAUUUACCAGCCGCAGCUGCUCUGGAUACGGAGCUUCACAGCUGGACAGUAAAAUGGAGCGGGUCGGUACAGUUUGCAGCAGAUAAAGAUACACCCUCGAAGGUUCUCAACCAAAUCGACAAGGACUUCUUUCCAAAUGUUGGGCAGCUGUUAAAGAUAGCAUGCACACUCUCGGUAACAAGUGCGGAGUGCGAACGUUCCAUUAGCCGUCUGCGGUUUUUGAAAACUUGCAUGCGUAGCGGCAUGGGAGAGUCACGCUUGAAUGGCCUAACGCUGCUCCAUGUUCACCGGGAUACCCCGUGUGAUGCUGAAGCCGUCGUGGAAGAAUUUGCAAAGCGAAACCCACGGCGGCUUCAGCUGUCCGAGUUUUGUUAG
Messenger RNA from Corticium candelabrum, 2707 nucleotides. Its product is annotated as 52 kDa repressor of the inhibitor of the protein kinase-like. The transcript has 4 exons. Lineage: Eukaryota; Metazoa; Porifera; Homoscleromorpha; Homosclerophorida; Plakinidae. Gene Ontology annotation, molecular function: protein dimerization activity. The record is from RefSeq and is a predicted model, not a curated record. Bases 278 to 2707 code for a protein of 809 amino acids.